This is a messenger RNA of Acaulospora colombiana, 188 nucleotides long. The record is from the annotation of a GenBank genome assembly. Lineage: Eukaryota; Fungi; Glomeromycota; Glomeromycetes; Diversisporales; Acaulosporaceae.
AAGCGGAACAAGCGAUUAGCGGUAGCGAUGGCAUGGUCGUACUCGACCUGUCCAGGUUGAAGCACGGGAAUGUUCUGAGAUCGAAAGAAUUUGAUAGCUUGCUCCAUGAUCUUGAUGCUUUUUCGAUAGAUGAGGCGAGGCGCUGGAUAAGGGGUAGCUCAAAAUCGAGUCGGCACAGCCCUUUUUGA